Solanum verrucosum is the source of this 420-nucleotide messenger RNA. Its product is annotated as MLP-like protein 34. The record is from RefSeq and is a predicted model, not a curated record. The transcript is spliced from 2 exons. Gene Ontology annotation, biological process: defense response. Lineage: Eukaryota; Viridiplantae; Streptophyta; Magnoliopsida; Solanales; Solanaceae. The coding region runs from base 1 to 420 and encodes 139 amino acids.
AUGGGUCUGAAAGGCAAGUUGAUUGUUUCAACAGAGGUGAAGUGUGGAGGACAUUUGAUUCAUAAUAUUUUCCACACCAAUACUCAUCAUAUAGCCAACAUAAGCCCUAGUAAGAUCAACCGUUUUGAAAUUCAUGAAGGUGAAAUUAUAAAAGUUGGUUCAAUUGUUAGCUGGAGAUAUAACGAGGAUGGAGAAGAAAAGUUUGCUAAGCAAGUGAUAGAAGCCAUCGACCCUCAUACGAAAUUGAUUAUUUGGAAAGUGAUUGAAGGAAAUGUGUUAGAGUUAUAUAAUUCCUUCAUUGUUAUCACAUCGAGUGAACAACAUUGGACUACAUUAGCAUUUGAGUACGAGAAAAAAGUGAAGAUAUCCCAGAGCCUAUCACUCUUUUGGGUUUUUUCUUUGAUGUUAUCAAAGAGAUAG